Molecule: messenger RNA, 4373 nt
Organism: Eucalyptus grandis
Lineage: Eukaryota; Viridiplantae; Streptophyta; Magnoliopsida; Myrtales; Myrtaceae
Product: COP1-interacting protein 7
Exons: 9
Coding region: 219-3962 (1247 amino acids)
Biological process (GO): positive regulation of DNA-templated transcription; response to light stimulus
Source: RefSeq, a predicted model, not a curated record
CAUCCCAACAGUUGUAAGAGAUGUCGGCAUAAUUCUCGGGGGACCCGCACUCCAAACGCAUCAAAUCCCCUCGCUUGCUUCUCAUUCUUCCUUGUUCUCUUACACCUCGUCCCCAUUUCCACUCUGCUCGUCGGAGCUCGCUGCAAAACUGUGCAGACGAAGUGAAAUGCUAUGAUUCUUUGAGCUUUUUCGGGAUAGUGAAUAGUGCCACUCCAAUAAUGUCUAUGGACUCCAGAACUCAUCUUGACUAUGUCUUGUUUCAGCUCACUCCUACGAGAACCAGGUGUGAUCUGGUGAUUUACGCUGGUAAGGCGAAUGAGAAGUUGGCAUCGGGAUUACUUGAACCGUUCCUUUCGCAUCUUAAAUCCGCUAAAGAUCAGAUAUCUAAAGGUGGCUACUCCAUCACUCUGAGAUCAGAUGCUUCCUGGUUCACUAAAGCCACUUUGGAGAGAUUUGUAAGUUUUGUUAGGACGCCUGAAGUUCUAGAGAGAUUUGUCACAUUAGAGAGGGAGAUUUCCCAGAUACAAGAAUCAAUCCUAUCCAAUGAAGCUCAGAACAUCGAUAUGGCAAUGGAAGGAAAUGCGUCAGUUUCUGAGGGAAACUUCACAAAGUCAUCUGUGUCCUAUAAGUCCAGAGCAAAAUAUGAUGGAGCUGAUGAUGCCGUCACUGCCUCGGAAGAAAAUUCCAAGGUCCAUCUCCAGCGGGUUCUGGAGACUCGAAAGGCAGUGCUUCGGAAGGAGCAAGCAAUGGCUUAUGCUCGUGCUCUGGUUGCUGGGUUUGAAUUGGAGAAUAUAGAUAAUCUCAUAUAUUUUGCUGAGGCCUUUGGAGCUUUGCGUUUGAGGGAGGCAUGCAUAAAUUUCAUGAAUUUAUGCAAGGAAAAGAAUGAAGAUAGGCUUUGGAUGGAUGAGAUAGCAGCAAUGCAGGCACUGUCCAGGCCAGAUUUGCCUUACAUAGCAACUUCUGGAAUCAUCCUUGCCAAUGAGGAGAACGGCUCUGGUAGCAUUCAGGAUGGUGGUCCAUCAAGUGGGAAAACCAACGGCUACACAGAUUUCAAUGUUACAGAGUCGAGUGCAGAUACUAGGUUGCCGACACCAGCACCAAUGUCAUUCCCGGAUGGAAAGGGGCAAGUUCCGAUGCCAUGGCACAAUCACAUUUCACAGUAUAUGCAAAAUUUUCAAGGUCCUUUCUUCCCACAGAUGCACCCGUUUCCCAGUUACCUCUACCCUGGAAUGCAGGUUCCCCCUUCAUACUACCAGGGGAAUAAAAGCUGGCCUCCGAAUGAAGACCCCAGUAAUUUUUCUGUUAAAGAUGAUGACCGGGCUCAUAAGUCAUCGUCAAGAAAUAAAAAGAAACAUUCACAUGAAAAUUUAUCUGAAGGUGAAUCCAGCGAAGCCAGUGACACUGGCAGUGAGAGGGAAUUGGAUGGACAUCACAGUGGCAAAAGGUACCCUUCGACAGAUCAGCUGCCAAGGAAAGGACAUGGAAAGAAGUCUUCAAAGAAAGUCGUUAUUCGCAACAUUAACUACAUUACUUCCGAGAGAGAAGGUAGAAGGAGUGACAUUUCUGAAACAAGUUCAUCUAACGAGGAUGAUUUUGUUAGCGAGGAGUCCCUCAGGCAGCAGGUGGAAAAGGCCAUUGGAUCAUUGCAUGGAAGAAACAGUUCAGCAUCACGUCGUCACAAGAAACGAGAUACAAUGCACCACCUCGACAUGAAUGAACUAAAUGAUGCAGCUGAUGGAAAGAAUAAGAGCGAAGAGGCAAAUAACUCUGAGGGAGAGAGAAGAUACGAGGGCUGGGGUGCUUUUCAGAACAUCCUGAUGGAGAGCAGGGAACCUGCCGUCCCAGGUUUGGAAACACAAGCUGCACGGAUUCCUGAGGAAGACCUAGCAAGUAAGAAAUCUUUGAAGGGGACAUCAUUUGCAUAUGAACUGGAAUCAGGAAGCACAAGACGACAGCCUGUUGCUGCUGAUUCCUUUGUGAUUACUGAGAAGGAUUGGGUAGCUGAGGGUACAACUCGCUUUGAGGAGUUUGAAGCUGGUGACAGUGUCCGGCCAGUUAUGAGUACAAGGGACAUCCCAUAUGAGGAUUUAAUAUAUGCGGAGAAGACUGAAGAGUCGGGGGCUUCUUUCAAUCAAUCACUACCAGAGUCAUCUGCUGUAUCCUCUAUCAAGAAAAUUCAUGAGGAAGGAGAUUGGUUAAUUGGCAAUCGACAAAAUGAAGCGAUAAAUCAGCAAGAUAGAAUGGACCUCAAAAUGGUUGAAGUUGAUUCUGCUUCAUCAUUUGGUGCAGAGCUUUUGCACACUGAGAUUAAGAAGAGGGAUGUCCUAAUUGAUGACUCUUUCAUGAUUGAAGGUCGGCCAAUGGUCAAUGAUCCAUCUGAGCAUAGGCUGAUGAUGGAUAUAAACAUGGUUCCUGACACUAUAAACGCCAAGAACAGCAGACCUGAAAUUUCACAGGAGACUCCCUGUGAACCAGAUGACCUUUUUAUGGUUCUCAAUCAGGAUUCUGUUGCAGAGCAGGCUGGAGCAUUGUGGACACCAGAACUGGAUUAUGGAAAUCACAGCUCAUUGGCAAAGAUCAUCCAAAAGCACACCGGGAAUGAGUUGAAUGAUUCUGCUGAAAAUGAACCGUCAUCAAACUUUACAAAGAAUAAAAAUGCAGAAGCAAGGUCUAGGCCUAUAAAUGGUUCUCUCGUGAGGAAUAAGCUUGAUACGUUGCCAAAGGGUCGGCCAACUCCUGGAACCAGGACAGCUGCUUCGAGGAGCAAAGCUGAGAAGGAAGAAGAAAGUAAGAAGAGAAAGGAGGAGUUGCUUGCUCAGCGUCAGAAGAGAAUUGCUGAGAGAAGUGCCAACCGUGGAUCUAAACCAAUUGCUCCUAAGAAGAGUUCGACUGAGACUAAAGCAACCACCCCACCUACCCAGCCAAGUAAGAUCCGAAGUCAAUCUACUCGGUCCCAAUCUCAGGAGACUCCAAAGUCGAAUAAGCCAGUCCUCAGGAAUUCCACCAUCGAGCGUCUUGCAGCUGCUCGAGCAACUCAAGAGGUUCAAACUGUGAAUUCAAAAUCAAGUCAACCCAUCAAAGCCUCCUCGAAGAUCAAUAAGUCAACUCCAGCUACCUUGCCAAAGAAGCCCCUUCCUCCUGAAACUAAGAAAGCAGGUCUGAAGAAACCUGAACAUUUAAACAAGAAAAAUACUUUGAACAGUUCAAACGGACAACUUCUGCCCAAUUCCAACACCCAACAAAAAAAGGAAACUGCAGAAGCCAGAAUGGGGUCAUUGGAGUUAGCGGCAGCAGAAACGGCUCAACCUGCUCCAGCUGAUGAUGGUUUUAAGGACAUUCAGGUCGAAAACAGCAGAGAAAAAUCAGUUUCUCCUAAAGACAGAUUGGAUGAUAGAAAUGACAAUGGGAAUGUGGAGAGUAAUAACCUGUCAGUGCCUACUGAGCCGGACUCUGCAAAACCAAGUCAUUUCAAAAGUGAUUAUGAGAAUGCGGAGAGCAAUAACCUGUCAGUGCCUACUGAGCCGGACUCUGCAAAACCAAGUCAUUUCAAAAGUGAUUAUGAGAAUGCGGAGAGCAAUAACCUGUCAGUGCCUACUGUGGCGGACUCUGCAAAACCAAGUCAUUUCAAAACUGAUAAUGGGAGUUCAUAUGUAUCAUCUCCAGUUCCUGGCGAUGACAUAACUGUACCUGAAGUGACUCUCCAACCGGUUCAGUCUCCGUCUAUCGCGAGAUCAUUGGAAAACUUUACUAUCUACACUGGCUCUGAAGCUGAUAAUUCCAGAGUGUCCGAAAAGACUCCAGUUUCUCACACCCCUCGGGUACAUUUCGCAACCACUCCACGCAUUAAUGAGAUCACCCCCGAGCCAGUACACUCGAGGAAGAAAUGGGAUAAUGAUGAGCACUCUCCUAAAGCUGCCAAAGGGUUCAGAAAGCUUCUAUUCUUCGGAAGAAAAAAAGCUUGAACUACCCAAUUCCUUAUGCGCACGGUCAAGCUUACACAUUAAGUACAGCAAUUCAAGGUACAUGACAAGUCAUAUUGGAUUGUAAAUUCUUGUGUGAUCAUUUUUAGUUAUUGCAGAGUGGUGAUUUUGGGAUUCAAAGUUAGAUAGUUCGCAUGCAUAAUAAGGAUUUGGUUGCUGGUCAGUUGCUGCGGAGACGAGGAUCGCUCAUUGUAAUUUAUUUCGUGUCCUCUUGCAGCGAGACAUGUGAGUGGCUUCUUUGCACACGGUGGUAUACAGUAAAAAGUAUAUUGUCUUGUUUGUGAGUUGUGUUCUGAAACGGGAUAACAGAAAAGAAGAAAAAAGUUUGUAUUCAUUCUUUCAUGACGUAAUUAUUAAGUGGUGAAAUGCAUUCUGGGUUCUCUUUCCAGUAAA